Messenger RNA from Egretta garzetta (little egret), 2277 nucleotides. RefSeq names its product reticulon 1 (gene RTN1). Gene Ontology annotation, biological process: endoplasmic reticulum tubular network formation; brain development; neuron differentiation. Gene Ontology annotation, cellular component: postsynaptic density; neuron projection. The transcript has 9 exons. The coding region runs from base 1 to 2277 and encodes 758 amino acids. NCBI's taxonomy places the organism in Eukaryota, Metazoa, Chordata, Aves, Pelecaniformes, Ardeidae. The record is from RefSeq and is a predicted model, not a curated record.
AUGUCAGCCCCGCCGGACCCCCAGGACCUGCUGCUGGGGGGCACUGGGGUGCACUGGGCUGCGGACGGGGCGGACCAGUAUGCAGCUGGGGCUCCGCUGCGGGAUGGAGAUGGGGCUCAGCAGCGGGAACAGCUGGUUUUCGGCUCCGCCAGGGAACACCCGCCCGUUGCCAUGGCGACUGCAUCCCCAGGUGUCACAGCCUCAUCGCACCUCUUUGACUAUGGCUCCACCGCCAACGGGGGCGACAGCUCCUUCUACACCUCUCUGAUCUCGGACGUCCACUACACCACCCCGCGGGACUCCACCUAUUUCACGGGGAUUUAUCAGCAGGCAAACAGCCCCGUCCCCUGUGCUGGCAGCACAGAGGGGUUUAACACACUGGGGCAUCCUGUUCAAGAUGUGACUGGGUUUGAGUCCCGUGGCUUGUUUAGCUCAGAUUCAGGAAUCGAGAUGACUCCUGCAGAGUCUACUGAAGUUGAUAAAACCUUAGCAGAUCCCAUGAAAGUAGAAGCUUAUAAAUACAUGGACAUAAGUAGAUCAGAAGAAAGAAAAUACCAAGAAAAACAUGACCCUGACUCAGAAGACGAGAGCCCAGGCCUUAUUGAUAAGUACCGGGGAAUACCCACCAGGUCCAGCCACGCUGGUGAACCUCAGUGGACGGCUUCAGAGAGCACGAAGGCAGCCAAAGAACAAGACCCACUUGAAGAUACAAGGUCUGAAGAUCAGCACAGUGCCUCUGUGGUUACAGCCCCUGUCAAGAUCACACUCACAGAGAUAGAAAGUGCCAGGGAAGCUGCCAGCAAAGAGUCGAGCCCGACUCAGCCGGAUACCGGCCUGAAGCCGAGCCAUGAGGUGGUACCAACGGUGACAGUGUCAGAACCAGAAGAUGACAGCCCGGGGUCUGUCACACCACCGUCCUCUGGCACAGAACCAUCCGGCUCAGAGUCGCAGGGCAAAGGCAGCCUGUCGGAAGAUGAACUCAUCAGUGCCAUCAAGGAAGCCAAAAGCUUUUCCUUUGAGGCCCCCGAGGUGCAGCGGUCACCAGCCCUUUCUGUUGAGAAGAGAGACCAGCGGGUCAAACCUGGGCGCCCUGCUAUGUCCUCACCCCUGGAUAACGAAGCCAGCAGCGCCGAGUCGGGGGACUCGGAGAUUGAGCUGGUCUCGGAGGACCCACUGGCUGCUGAGGAGGUGCUGCACUCCAACUACAUGACCUUCAGCCACAUCGGAGGGCCCCCUCCGUCACCCGCCUCCCCCUCCAUCCAGUACAGCAUCCUGCGGGAGGAGCGUGAGGCUGAGCUUGACAGCGAGCUCAUCAUCGAGUCCUGCGACGCCUCAUCGGCCUCCGAAGAGAGCCCAAAGAGGGAGCAGGACUCCCCUCUGAUGAAGACCAUGGUCAUGGACAUUAUCAAGGAAGAGAACGGCUCGCGUGCUGAUGCCUCAGACUACGAAGCAAGUAAAACGACAGAGAGCAGGAUGAACAGGGAAAACCUGGCGGAGUCCGCGUCCUACCUGAAAAGCUCCUUUGUUGCACCAAAAGUAGGUGCUGAGCCCCCAACCUCUGCCGUCAGCACUGAGGAGCUGAAGGAAAGAAUAAUCCUGAAGAAACCCAUUGAAGAAACUGUUGUUAACCAAAGUAAAGUGUCUUCCAAGGACUCUGGCAAAAGAAGUCCCUUGGCUUCACCCUUACUGCCAUUUUUAAAUAAGCAGAAAGCUAUCGACCUGUUGUACUGGCGUGACAUCAAACAGACAGGGAUUGUGUUCGGCAGCCUCCUGUUGCUGCUCUUCUCCCUGACCCAGUUCAGCGUCGUCAGCGUCGUGGCCUAUCUGGCCCUCGCCGGCCUCUCGGCCACCAUUAGCUUCAGAAUCUACAAAUCAGUCCUACAGGCUGUGCAGAAGACGGACGAGGGCCACCCCUUCAAAGCCUACUUGGAGAUGGAAAUGAAUCUUUCACAGGACCAGAUUCAGAAAUACACAGACUGUCUCCAGCUAUACGUCAACAGCACAGUCAAAGAGCUGAGGAGACUCUUUCUCGUUCAGGACCUCGUGGAUUCUUUAAAAUUUGCAGUACUAAUGUGGCUGCUGACUUACGUGGGAGCCCUCUUCAAUGGCUUGACUCUUCUGAUAAUGGCUGUGGUGUCUAUGUUUACUCUCCCCGUUGUAUAUGACAAGUACCAGGCACAGAUUGAUCAAUACUUGGGACUGGUGCGGACCCACAUAAACACUGUUGUGGCAAAGAUUCAAGCUAAAAUCCCAGGUGCUAAGAGAAAGGCAGAGUAA